CGAGAUAGACGUAAUUCAAGUUGUAUUUCAUUAUUAAAUUUAUAUUUGGCCGAGUUUAGUAAUAGUCGUCGAGAUCGAUCGACGACUAUUGUGAAUGUGAAAUGUUAUGAAAAGUGAAUGCUGAAGAAUAUACUUUAUAUAUGUAAUAUCGUUUAAGUUAAUCUGGUACAACAGUGAAAGUAAUAGUUUUAUUUUAGCUGUUUACAAAGAUGACUUCGCUGUAUCUCGAUUAUUAUGACGGCAGUAAACUAUUUACGGGAUUUGCUAGUAAAAUCGGCUUGCCGUUGGAUCUUGUUAAUUUUUUGAUCGCACAAAUAGCUGCACUAUGCCUGGCCAGACUGUUUCGGAAACCAUUGAAGCUUGCUUCGCCAGAAUUUCGUCAUUCUGUGUGCCUUACUAUAGGUCUGAUAAUGGGAUAUUUUUGCUUUGGGAAGCAAUCAAUACAUUUAUCGGUUCUGGCGAUGCUAAGUUACUCAUUGUUGAAGACAAUGCCACAUCGUCUCGUUGGAAAUGCUAUUCUGGCAGCGUCGAUAUUUUAUCUGUCAUGUAUACACUUACAUCGACAGAUUUACCAUUCGGCUGAUUACACACUGGACAUAACAGGGCCUUUAAUGGUGAUCACACAGAGAGUUACUUCCCUUGCCUACUCGCUACAAGACAACCUAACCCAGAAGGAAAUCAACUCGAACACGAGUCCCGAGUUUUCACUCGCACAGAAAAUCGACAAAACUCCGUCUCCUCUCGAGUACUUCGCAUUUACACUCGCCUUCCAGACACUGAUGUGUGGGCCAGUAGUGUUCUAUACCGAUUACAUCAACUUCAUAGAAGGCGCUCGAAUUGACGAGAAACAAAGCACGUCUGCAAGCGAACCGUCCCCUAGGAGAGCGGUGAUGUACAAGCUGAUGGGCUCCAUUGCGGCUGCGAUCUUAUACUUGACUUUGGCGAAGAAAUACCCAUUAGCCGUGCUCGAAGAGCUCACCGACCCCACAUCCGAGGUGUCCCGCUCCUGGUCGGCGCUGUACCUGCUCUGGUACGCGUACCUCUCGACCCUCGUGGUCCGCUGCAAGUACUACCACGCGUGGCUGCUCUCUGAGGCCAUCUGCAAUAAUUGCGGAAUGGGCUUCAAUGGCUACGAGAGCGACGGCACGCCUAAAUGGGACAAGAUGUCUAACAUAGACGUGUUUGGAUUUGAGUUCGCCCAAAACUUCCGCACCGCCAUCGCAAGCUGGAACAAGAACACGAACGCGUGGCUGCGCUGCGUGGCGUACUCGCGCGGCGGCGCGGCGUGGCGCACGGCGCGCGUGUACGCGCUGUCGGCCGUGUGGCACGGCUACCACCCCGGCUACUACCUCACCUUCCUCGCGGGAGGCCUGUUCACCGUGGCCGCUAGGAAGAUUCGAUCAGUGGCGCGUCCGUUGUUCAUAGAUAGCCGGCCGAAGAAACUAUUCUACGACUUGCUGACGUUCGUUACAACGCGUGUAGCGAUGACGUACGCAACCGUGCCGUUCGUGCUGCUGCACCUGGCGCCGAGUUUGGCUUUCUAUGGGAAACUGUAUUAUUCCCUGCAUUUCAUUGCCCUUGGCGCACUGCUUAUCCCUGAACGACGAUCACGCGCCUCUCCUGUCAACUCCGAGCUUUCACAAAAAUGUUCCAACACCAGUAAAGAAUCGCACGAACCUAAUGGAGAUACUAAUGGUAAACUGAAAAUAAAUUAAACGUACAAUAAUGGUGUCUAUUUUUAUAAAGGUAAAAUUAAAAAUUGUAAAGAGUCUCCCAAUAUUUUGACUGACAAUAUAGCUUCCAGUUUAUGAAAGUUGCUCUUAUUAAUGACAUAUUUUAUUUUUAAGGUCAGGUAAGCGAAACAUCCACUUACAUUGCCUGAAGUUGGGGAGACAGUUUUACAUUAUAAUCAUGUGGCACUUGUUUCACUUACCUAACCUGAACCUAUUUGUUUAUAAAAGUUAUAUAAGGCGAUAGCUCCGAAAUUUUUAGCCGGUAAUAUUC
Cydia amplana is the source of this 2004-nucleotide messenger RNA. RefSeq names its product lysophospholipid acyltransferase 6 (gene oys). Gene Ontology annotation, biological process: lipid modification. Gene Ontology annotation, molecular function: acyltransferase activity. The transcript is spliced from 11 exons. NCBI's taxonomy places the organism in Eukaryota, Metazoa, Arthropoda, Insecta, Lepidoptera, Tortricidae. Bases 210 to 1715 code for a protein of 501 amino acids. Gene Ontology annotation, cellular component: membrane. The record is from RefSeq and is a predicted model, not a curated record.